CAAACAUCGAGCUGUUGGAUCAUUUUUAAUCCCUGUGAACGGACGUAAUCAAAUUGUUGAUCUCAACACAAACUACAGUAAACAUGCAGUGGUACUUGUUCUUUCUUACUGUGAUGGCUCAGAAUUAUCUGAUGGACUGUCAGCUCUAUGAGUUUCACUACAUUAAUGAGAAUAAGACCUGGACUGAAGCUCAGCAGUACUGCAGAGAGAAACACACUGACCUGGUCACAGUGACUAACAUGAAGAACAUGAAGAGACUCAUCAACAUGUCAUCUGGAGAUAUAAAUGAAGCUUGGAUUGAUGCCCCUUAUUUUCUUGAGUGGGGAGAUUUAUCCUGUAAUGAACAGCAUAAUUUUCUCUGCUAUAACGAAAAUAGUUCAUCACAGAAAUACCACCUGAUUUAUGAAGCAAAGACCUGGACAGAAGCUCAGAGCUACUGCAGAGAGAAACACACAGACCUGAUCAGCGGAAAGAAGCCGCUACAGGAUGGAGAAGUGAACAAGUGGUUCAAUUUAACGACUGCAAAUUCAAAGUACAUAUUUAUCGGUCUGUUUAGUGACACCUGGAUGUGGUCAGAUGGAAACAGUUUCUCCUUCAGACACUGGAAUCUACAGUUUGACAAUCAGAGAAUCAACAGUGGUCAAUGUGCCAUGACUGUGUUUGAUGAUGGAGGCAGAUGGAAGAAUAAGAACUGUGCUGAAAGAAAACCCUUCAUCUGUUAUGAUGAUGAAUUGAUCCUGAUCAAAGAAAAUAAAACCUGGGAGGACGCCUUGACCUACUGCAGAACGAACCACCAUGGCCUGGUCACCAUCACCGACUCUGAUGAGCAGAGACUAGUCCAGAAAAAAGCCCAGUUUGCUUCAACUCCUUUUGUCUGGAUGGGUCUGCACUACGCCUGCACUCUGGAUGUCUGGUUCUGGGUCAGUGAUGAGGCGGUCAGCUAUGAGAACUGGAACCAAGAUGGAGUGAUGGACGACUGUGACAUGUCUGGAGCCAUGGCGAUGGGAGGAAAUCACAAGUGGUUUAAAAAGAAUGAUACAGAGAAGUUUAACUUCAUCUGUUCUCUACAUCCACCAGAAGAAUAAGUGGUGUGUUAUGCAACACUUGCUCUCAAACAGGCUGUAUAUGAAGGCUGAUAUAUGUAGAAAAGGAAAUGAUUGAAUAUUGUAAGUCAUAUUGUUUGGAUUUUGUUCUGUUUUACAUCAUAUGCCAUGUGUGUCAUGUAAAUUAUAUGUUUACUCAAAGCAAUAUGUCCAUCAUAACCCUAACUGUAAAAAAGAACGAUAGAAUCCUAAUACGGUACUUGUUUUAAAUGUGAUCUAAUAAUAUACAUGUAUAUAAUCUCUAGCUAUCCAGAAUGCUCACUUGUUAUUGAUCAAUAUAUUAAACUAUCAUGUUAAAUGCUGUAUGUAUCGAAGCAAA
This is a messenger RNA of Poecilia reticulata (guppy), 1422 nucleotides long. The record is from RefSeq and is a predicted model, not a curated record. NCBI's taxonomy places the organism in Eukaryota, Metazoa, Chordata, Actinopteri, Cyprinodontiformes, Poeciliidae.